AGCGGAGCCAAGCGGCCGGGACUGGGCGCGACCCCGGCCAGCGUAGGCGCAGGAGCGGGCGGAGCCGAUCGCCGGCUAUGCAGAGGCUGACGGCCGCCGGGGCCCGAGCCAUCGUGGACAUGUCGUACUCCCGUCACUUCCUGGACUUCCAGGGCUCUGCCAUCCCCCGAACCAUGCAGAAGCUGGUGGUGACCCGGCUGAGCCCUAACUUCCACGAGGCCGUCACCCUGCGCCGGGACUGCCCAGUGCCGCUCCCCGGGGACGGAGACCUCCUCGUCCGGAACCGAUACGUUGGUAUCAACGCAUCUGACAUCAACUACGCAGCGGGCCGCUAUGACCCAUCUGUAAAGCCCCCCUUCGACAUAGGUUUUGAAGGGAUUGGUGAGGUGGUGGCCUUAGGCCUCUCGGCUAGUGCUAGGUACACAGUGGGCCAGGCUGUGGCUUAUGCGGCUCCAGGUUCCUUUGCCGAGUAUACAGUGGUGCCUGCUAGCAUUGCCACAGCUGUGCCUUCAGUGAAACCCGAGUAUCUCACCCUGCUGGUUAGUGGCACCACUGCGUACAUCAGCCUGAAAGAGCUUGGGGAGCUGUCAGAAGGAAAGAAAGUUCUUGUAACCGCAGCUGCCGGGGGCACAGGCCAGUUUGCCGUACAACUUUCAAAGAUGGCCAGGUGUCAUGUCAUCGGAACCUGCUCCUCCGAGGAAAAGGCAGCUUUCCUGAAAUCUGUUGGGUGUGAUCGUCCCAUCAACUACAGAACGGAGCCUGUGGAGGAGGUACUCAAGCGAGAGUACCCUGAAGGUGUCGAUGUAGUCUAUGAGUCUGUUGGGGGAGCCAUGUUUGACCUGGCUGUGGAUGCUCUGGCCACCAAAGGGCGCUUGCUGGUAAUUGGGUUUAUCUCUGGCUACCAGAGCCCUACGGGACUUUCACCAGUAAAAGCUGGAGCCCUGCCGGCCAAGCUCCUGAGGAAGUCAGCCAGCCUCCAGGGGUUCUUUCUGAACCACUACUUCUCCAAGUACCAGGCUGCCAUGGAACACUUGCUGGCGCUGUAUACGCAAGGGGACCUAGUGUGUGAGGUGGACCUGGGACACCUGACUCCAGAGGGAAGGUUCACUGGCCUUGAAUCCAUAUUCCGGGCUGUUGACUAUAUGUACACCAGGAAAAAUAUUGGGAAACUUGUUGUUGAAUUGCCACACUGUGCCAGCAGUAAGCUGUGACAAGGGACAAGGGGACAGUGGCAUAAACCAAAGAGGAAAGAAAGUGAACUCUCUGAGCCUUAGAAUGAAUGUAAUAGUUUUUAAAACAAAAGUAUAGUGUUGAUGAAUUUCCUGCCCUCCCCCCUUGAUAAAAAUAAUGUGCCUCAAUAAAACCUCUCUCUGUAGCUAAGAGGUAAAACGUUUACAUUCGAUUCUUUAGUCAUGGACGGUCUCAUUCCAGAUUUUAUUGUUCCAGGGAAGUAAAUUAAUUCCUGAUGUGAGACCUGAUCGAGUCAGUAUGUCCCCAGCCCAAUGAGAUUUUUAAAAUCAGACUUCAGAUAGCUAGCUCACUACGCCUCCUUCGCUUUAAAAGCCGCAGUACUUGUGCUAAGUACAUAACAGG
Molecule: messenger RNA, 1593 nt
Organism: Acomys russatus (golden spiny mouse)
Lineage: Eukaryota; Metazoa; Chordata; Mammalia; Rodentia; Muridae
Gene: Ptgr3
Product: prostaglandin reductase 3
Exons: 2
Coding region: 78-1211 (377 amino acids)
Cellular component (GO): mitochondrion
Molecular function (GO): oxidoreductase activity; zinc ion binding
Source: RefSeq, a predicted model, not a curated record